GUAAAACAUCAACAACCGUGUAUACUACGAGUGCCACCGAGUUUGUCGAAGUUGUUCACGUAUAUCGCUAUACCUGUGCGGUCAAAUCUUGUGCUGAUUUCGCUGAAAAUGUACUACUUUCGACUCUUCGUCCUGUGAAAGUGUAAGAUUGACGCUCGGGGUGCAAGGGAGGACUCCCGAAAAAGUGAGGUCCAACUGGAGUAAUUCAAAAUGUUUUGGAGUCAUUGACAGUUAAUAACCAAGAGCAACAGACUGAGUUAAUGAAUUGCCGCCACAAUGGUCAUCGUAACAAGGGGCGAUUACAUAUGGAUAGAGCCAAUCUCAGGAGACGAAUUCGAUGUGGCCAUAGGGGCAAGGGUGAUAUCGACAGAGGGCCGGAGGAUCCUGGUCCGAGAUGAUGAUGGCGUGGAACAAUGGUUAUCUCCCGACAGGAGGAUAAAAGCCAUGCAUUCCACUUCAAUCCAUGGAGUGGAGGAUAUGAUCGGAUUGGGUGAUCUUAGAGGAGAGGCUGGUAUACUCAGGAACCUUUUGAUCAGAUACGCUGAGAACUUGAUAUAUACCUACACCGGAUCCAUCCUGAUAGCUGUGAACCCAUACCAAAUACUCCCAAUUUACACUGCAGAUCAAAUAAAAUUGUACAGGGAAAGAAAGAUAGGAGAACUGCCACCACACAUUUUCGCCAUAGGCGACAACUGCUACGGCAACAUGAGAAGAUACAGGCAGGACCAGUGUAUAGUAAUUUCCGGUGAAUCGGGAGCAGGAAAAACGGAAAGCACAAAGCUGAUUUUGCAGUACCUUGCUGCCAUAAGCGGUAAGCACAGCUGGAUCGAACAGCAGAUCCUGGAGGCCAACCCCAUCCUGGAAGCUUUCGGAAACGCCAAGACAGUCAGAAAUGAUAACAGCUCCAGGUUCGGAAAAUACAUAGACAUACACUUCAACACCAGUGGCGUCAUAGAGGGUGCCAAGAUCGAGCAGUAUCUCUUGGAGAAGAGCAGGAUUGUGUCGCAGAAUCCGGAUGAGAGGAACUACCACAUCUUCUACUGUGUACUGGCGGGUUUGGGUAGAGAUGAGAAGAUGAAGUUGGAGCUUGGAGAUGCACAGCAGUAUAGAUAUCUCACGGGGGGAGGUUCCAUAACUUGCGAAGGAAGAGAUGACGCUGCAGAAUUCGCCGACAUCAGGAGUGCCAUGAAAGUCCUUCUAUUCUCAGAUCAAGAAAUAUGGGAGAUCCUCAAACUCUUAGCCGCCAUACUUCACAUCGGCAAUAUCAAGUAUCGAGCGACAGUGGUAGAUAAUUUGGACGCUACUGAAAUACCAGACCCUACAAACGUCCAUAGAGUAGCCCAUCUUUUGGAAGUUCCACCGCAACCACUUAUCGACGCCUUAACCCAAAGAACCCUCUUUGCGCAUGGGGAAACAGUUGUGUCCACCCUAUCCAGGGACCAAAGCGUGGACGUUAGGGACGCCUUCGUGAAGGGUAUAUACGGUAGACUCUUCAUCCUGAUUGUCAAGAAGAUCAACACUGCCAUCUACAAGUCCAAAGAGCGCCAACGCACUUCCAUAGGUGUAUUGGACAUUUUUGGCUUCGAGAACUUCACACACAACAGUUUCGAGCAGUUCUGCAUCAACUUUGCCAACGAGAAUUUGCAACAGUUCUUUGUCCAGCAUAUUUUCAAGCUCGAACAGGAAGAAUACAAUUUGGAGGCCAUCAAUUGGCAGCAUAUCGAGUUCGUCGAUAACCAAGACGCCCUGGAUCUGAUAGCGAUAAAACAGUUGAAUAUAAUGGCUCUGAUAGACGAGGAAAGUAAAUUCCCCAAAGGAACAGAUCAGACGAUGUUGGCGAAACUGCAUAAGACACAUGGGAGCCACAGGAACUAUCUGAAGCCGAAAUCAGAUAUAAACACUUCGUUCGGACUGAACCAUUUCGCAGGAGUAGUAUUCUACGACACCAGAGGUUUCUUAGAGAAGAACAGAGAUACCUUCAGCGGAGAUUUACUCCAGUUGAUCACCAUAUCCAGAAAUAAGUUCUUGCAACAGAUUUUCGCCGGUGAUAUAGGCAUGGGAUCGGAAACUAGAAAAAGGGCGCCAACGUUAUCGACCCAGUUCAAGAAAAGUUUGGAUUCCCUCAUGAGAACGUUAUCGAAUUGUCAACCGUUCUUCAUCCGUUGCAUAAAACCAAACGAAAACAAGAAACCUAUGCAGUUCGACAGGAAUCUUUGUUGCAGGCAGCUGAGGUACUCCGGCAUGAUGGAAACCAUUAGAAUUCGAAGAGCAGGAUACCCGAUAAGACAUGCGUUCCGUGAUUUCGUUGAACGUUAUAGGUUCUUAAUUUCUGGGGUACCUCCAGCACAUCGGACAGACUGCAGAGCAGCAACUUCGAAAAUAUGUGCUGUUGUGUUGGGGAAAUCCGACUACCAGUUGGGUCAUACAAAAGUGUUCCUAAAAGACGCCCACGACUUAUUCCUCGAGCAAGAAAGAGAUAGGGUACUCACAAAAAAGAUCUUAAUCCUGCAGAGAUCCAUAAGGGGCUGGGUAUAUCGCCGAAGAUUCCUAAGACUCAAAGCCGCAACAAUCAUAAUCCAGACAUACUGGAAAGGGUAUAUUCAACGACAACGAUACAAAAAGAUGCGAGUGGGAUAUAUGAGAUUCCAAGCGCUAAUCAGAGCCAGGGUUUUAUCGCAUCGUUUCAGACAUCUUCGAGGUCACAUCUUAGGCUUACAAGCCCAUUGUAGAGGCUACCUAGUUAGAAGAGAGUACGGUCACAAGAUGUGGGCCAUCAUAAAAAUCCAAUCUCACGUACGGAGAAUGAUAGCGCAGAGAAGAUUCAGAAAGAUCAAAUACGAAGAAAGGCAUCAUAUCGAAGCGUUGAGGCUGAAGAAGCAAGAGGAAAAAGAACUGAAAAGUGCUGGAAAUAAGCGCGCUAAGGAAAUAGCGGAACAGAACUACAGGGAGAGGAUGUACGAGUUGGAAAGAAAGGAAAUGGAAUUGGAGAUGGAGGACAGAAGGAGGGUCGAAAUCAAGAAGAAUCUCAUCAACGAUGCGGCCAGGAAGGCCGACGAACCUGUCGACGACUCCAAACUGGUUGAGGCCAUGUUCGACUUCUUGCCUGAUAGCAGCAGUGAAACUGCAACACCAGGCUAUACUUCUAACAAACCUAUGCAACUAGAUAUAUCUUCCAGUCCUUUGUUUCAGAGAAGAAAAGGAUUGGAGACCUCCAGCGAUGUAGCUCCACGAACGAAACGUCGCGAAACGUCAGUUUUCAAUGAUUUGCCAUCUCAACCAUCGGAAAACGAAAUAAUAAGUCCAAUGCAUGCAUCAUCCGAUGAUGAAGAAGAUCUAUCUGAAUUCAAAUUCCAAAAAUUCGCUGCCACUUAUUUCCAAGGGAAUGUGGGACAUCAGUAUUCUAGGAAACCACUUAAACACCCUCUUUUACCGCUGCAUACGCAAGGAGAUCAAUUGGCCGCUCAAGCGCUUUGGAUAACCAUUCUUCGUUUCACCGGUGAUCUUCCUGAACCACGAUACCACACAAUGGAACGAGACAACACAUCCGUGAUGUCCAAGGUAACAGCGACUUUGGGUCGUAACUUCAUACGGAGCAAAGAGUUUCAAGAAGCCCAGAUGAUGGGCAUGGAGCCAGAGUCAUUCCUGAAGCAGAAACCAAGGUCUAUCAGAAACAAACUAGUCUCGCUAACCUUGAAAAGGAAAAAUAAGUUGGGGGAGGACGUUCGAAGGAAACUCCAAGAUGAGGAGUACACCGCUGAUAGUUACCAGAGCUGGUUAGAAUCACGACCAACAUCAAACUUAGAGAAGCUGCAUUUCGUGAUCGGGCAUGGUAUUUUAAGAGCAGAAUUAAGGGAUGAAAUAUACUGUCAAAUUUGUAAACAAUUGACGAAUAACCCUUCGAAGUCUUCUCAUGCUAGAGGAUGGAUACUGCUCUCCUUAUGUGUUGGUUGCUUUGCCCCAUCUGAAAAAUUCGUCAACUAUCUUCGUGCCUUCAUCAGAGAAGGUCCGCCAGGUUACGCGCCAUAUUGCGAAGACAGAUUGAAGAGAACCUUCAAUAAUGGCACAAGAAACCAGCCACCAAGUUGGUUAGAAUUACAGGCAACUAAAUCGAAAAAACCAAUAAUGCUACCGAUAACAUUCAUGGAUGGUAAUACGAAGACUCUACUUGCAGAUUCGGCCACAACAGCAAGAGAACUCUGCAACCAACUAUCCGACAAAAUUGGUUUGAAAGACCAGUUUGGAUUUUCCUUGUACAUAGCCUUGUUCGACAAAGUUUCCUCGCUCGGAAGUGGCGGAGAUCAUGUGAUGGACGCAAUCUCGCAAUGCGAGCAAUAUGCGAAAGAGCAAGGUGCGCAAGAACGUAAUGCUCCUUGGAGGUUGUUCUUCAGGAAGGAGAUAUUCGCUCCGUGGCACGAACCUGGUGAAGACCAAGUCGCAACGAAUCUUAUUUACCAGCAGGUUGUACGAGGAGUUAAAUUUGGGGAAUAUAGGUGCGAUAAAGAAGAAGAUUUAGCUAUGAUAGCUGCGCAGCAAUAUUAUGUGGAGUAUGGACCAGAUAUGAACACUGAAAGACUUCUAACACUUCUUCCUAGUUACAUACCAGAUUAUUGCCUGACUGGGGUAGAAAAAGCGAUAGAUCGUUGGGCCACAUUGGUUGCGCAGGCAUACCGAAAGAGUUACUACGUAAAAGAAAAGGCUGAAUCCUUACGUGUGAAAGAAGACGUAGUCAGCUACGCCAAAUUUAAGUGGCCCCUUCUGUUUUCUCGCUUCUAUGAAGCUUAUAGAAAUUCUGGCCCUAAUUUACCCAAGAACGACGUGAUAAUAGCGGUGAAUUGGACGGGCGUAUACGUGGUCGAUGACCAGGAACAAGUACUUCUUGAAUUAUCAUUUCCCGAAAUAACUUCCGUAGCUAGUCAUAAAACCAACAAGGUUUUCACGCAAACAUUCAGUUUGAGUACCGUGAGAGGCGAUGAGUUUACGUUCCAAAGUCCAAAUGCUGAAGAUAUAAGGGAUUUGGUGGUUUAUUUCCUAGAGGGUCUCAAAAAGAGGUCGAAGUUCGUCAUAGCCUUACAGGAUUAUAGGGCGCCUGGAGAGGGUUCUAGUUUCCUGACUUUCCUAAAAGGAGACUUGAUAAUUUUAGAAGAGGAUAGUACAGGAGAGACAGUAUUGAAUUCUGGAUGGUGCGUUGGAAGGUGCGAGCGAACGCAAGAAAAAGGCGAUUUUCCAGCUGAGACGGUUUAUGUCUUGCCCUGUAUGUCCAAGCCUCCGAAAGAGAUCUUGAUGCUAUUUUCUGCAGAAGGUGCUGAGCAUGGGAGGUAUCUUAGCAGACAAUACUCAAUGAACGGUCUAGAUAACAGAGAGAACAGACCUCAUACACUAGCAGAAUAUUCCAUAGACCACUUCAGGCCUCCCAUGAAAAGGACGAUGUCGAAAGCUUUGACUUUAACAUCAGGACGUAGAGGAGGUGGGGCCGAUGACCUAUGGAGACACAGUAGGGAGCCAAUAAAACAACCUCUACUGAAGAAAUUACUCAGUAAGGAGGAAUUGGCUGAAGAGGCAUGUUUCGCUUUCACAGCUAUCUUGAAAUAUAUGGGAGAUUUGCCUUCGAAAAGACCUAGAUUGGGAAACGAGUAUACCGAUCACAUAUUCGAUGGUCCACUGAAACAUGAGAUACUAAGGGAUGAAAUUUACUGCCAGAUAAUGAAGCAGCUAACCGAAAAUCGAAAUAGAUUAUCUGAAGAACGUGGUUGGGAACUUAUGUGGUUAGCAGCCGGACUGUUCACAUGCUCACAAAACCUGCUCAAGGAACUUACUGCAUUUCUGCGCAGUAGACGUCAUCCAAUAGCCCAAGAUUCAUUGCAAAGGCUCCAGAAAACGCUCCGAAACGGCCAAAGAAAAUAUCCCCCGCAUCAGGUGGAAGUCGAAGCCAUCCAACACAAAACAACGCAGAUAUUUCACAAGGUUUACUUCCCGGACGAUACCGAUGAAGCGUUCGAAGUCGAUUCCAGCACCCGGGCUAAGGAUUUCUGCCAGAACAUUAGCCAGAGGUUGAGUUUGAGGUCCAGCGAAGGUUUCAGCUUGUUCGUGAAGAUAGCGGAUAAGGUGAUAUCCGUCCCUGAAGGCGACUUCUUCUUCGACUUUGUCAGGCAUUUGACCGAUUGGAUCAGGAAGGCUAGGCCAACGAGAGACGGGAUAACGCCACAGUUUUCGUAUCAAGUUUUCUUCAUGAAGAAACUAUGGACUAACACUGUGCCUGGAAAGGAUAGGAAUGCUGACCUCAUAUUUCACUUUCAUCAAGAACUACCUAAGUUAGUGAGGGGUUAUCAUAAGUGUUCUAAAGAAGAAGCUGUAAAAUUGGCAGCUUUGGUGUACAGGGUUAGAUUUGGAGAGAGCAAACAAGAACUGCAAGCUAUACCUCAAAUGCUCAGAGAGCUCAUACCCAACGACUUGAUCAAAAUACAAAGUAGUAAUGACUGGAAGCGAUCCAUAGUCCAGGCGUACAAUCAGGAUGCUGGUAUGAGUCCAGAGGAUGCUAAAAUCACCUUCCUCAAGAUUGUAUACAGAUGGCCCACCUUUGGUUCUGCCUUUUUCGAAGUGAAACAAACCACCGAUCCCAAUUAUCCAGAAAUGCUGCUGAUCGCCAUCAACAAACACGGAGUCAGCUUGAUUCAUCCACACACAAAAGAAAUUCUGGUCACCCAUCCUUUCACCCGGAUAUCUAACUGGUCUUCGGGAAACACCUAUUUCCACAUGACCAUAGGAAAUUUAGUCAGAGGAUCGAAACUUCUUUGCGAAACUUCCUUAGGAUAUAAAAUGGACGAUCUGUUAACAUCCUACAUUUCUCUGAUGUUAACAAACAUGAAUAAACAACGUAGCAUUAGGGUCAAAUAAGUACCUAUUUGUUUUCCGUUAUUUUAUCUUUUUCAUUUAUACAAUCAGGUUCUUCGAAAAGUCCAGGGGUUUGUAUACAGUCCGUCCAUUGUUAGUCAAUUAUUACAGUUAGUUUUACUGGUUAUGCGUUAAAUACUCAUGAAUUUAUAUCUGUAUAUGAAGAUUGAGAACCAUAUUUAUUUAAAGAUGUAUAUUUAAAAUAUAAUUAUGAUAAAUUUG
Molecule: messenger RNA, 7110 nt
Organism: Coccinella septempunctata (seven-spotted ladybird)
Lineage: Eukaryota; Metazoa; Arthropoda; Insecta; Coleoptera; Coccinellidae
Product: myosin-VIIa
Exons: 13
Coding region: 277-6891 (2204 amino acids)
Cellular component (GO): myosin complex; cytoskeleton
Molecular function (GO): ATP binding; protein binding; cytoskeletal motor activity
Source: RefSeq, a predicted model, not a curated record